Molecule: messenger RNA, 479 nt
Organism: Paramecium primaurelia
Lineage: Eukaryota; Ciliophora; Oligohymenophorea; Peniculida; Parameciidae
Source: the annotation of a GenBank genome assembly
AUGACCUAAAUAACAAAUAGGAUUAUAACUUUAAGUCUAUUUUUAAUAUAUGCAUUAGUGAAAAUUUAAACAGAAAAUUCUGUAGAAAAGUAUCAACAGGGCAAUUAGUUGGUAUAGGAUUUGAAGAUAAUAAGUAUUAUAUUAUUAAUACUGGUGUAGUAAGUGAGAGAUUAUAUAUUUGCAGAUUGAAAGAGUGUAAAUGGAAAAAAAUAGUUUCUCAAGGGUCUAGAAGCCACUAAAUUAAACCAAUUUAAUAAACUGUAAAUCUAGAAUGCAUAGAUAAUUUAAAAUUCAUUUUGAAAAGAAAGAAAGUAAAUACAAAUCUUAUUUUUGGACAACAAACUUUAAGAGGAAAGCCUUAGCCUCAAAAAAGAAUAACAUUAGAUAAUACAGUAACUUACACAGAUCGUGAAAUGACAUUUCAAUACAAUAAAUUAAAAUGGAAAUUCAAACUGAUAGUACUUUAGAAAUUUGUUUGA